Messenger RNA from Aphanomyces invadans, 442 nucleotides. RefSeq lists its product as hypothetical. Lineage: Eukaryota; Oomycota; Saprolegniomycetes; Saprolegniales; Verrucalvaceae. The transcript has a single exon. The coding region runs from base 6 to 347 and encodes 113 amino acids. The record is from RefSeq and is a predicted model, not a curated record.
CAUAGAUGCGACAGGCCACUCAGCUCCUCAACUUUGGCGGCACCAAGAAACAAUGCAACCUUGACGUAGCUGAGAGGCCCGAAGAGAUUCCCAAUACUGCAGAACUGAAAGCAUUCAUGCACAAGCAUCGCAAAGCCGAGGAACUAGUCACCUGCAUAGACAUCGUCAACUUCCUAAAGCGGAGCCUGAAGGAGAGGUUCGACAAAUAUUUGGCCACCAGAAACUGUGGGUAUCAGUCCCUGUUGGAGCUUCUGCAUUGGUUUGCUCGCACCAUCACUUCACGCGACAACGGCCAACGAAAGGAAAACAGAGCCAACUGGACCUCUUGGUCACUCGAAGGGACUUAGCACUGGACUUCCACAAGGCGUUCAAUGACUUUGGCAUUAAUACGAUAUAACAGUGGAUGAGAAUGACAUGAACUAAGAUAUACCCCCUAAUGAAU